CCAACAGAAUUUCCAGCAGCAAAUUAUCGGCUGGAAUCACCAUCUUGCCAGGAGAUAUUCGACAAGAUGGCCAACAUCAACUAUCUACUCUAUGAGUCUGCAGCUGGCUAUGCUGUCUUCAAGGUGGUCAACCAGGCUGACAGCGUGGGCUUGCAGCUCAAGGAGGUUCAAAACUCGUUGAGCGACCUUGCAACUUUCAGCAAAUAUGUCAAGCUUGAGAGCUUCAAGCCAUACGAAAAUGCAGCGCAGACCUUAGAAAACAUCAACUUGAUCUCUGAGGGUAUCAUGCCCGACACCCUCAGGUCCGUCCUCGAGCUCGUCCUCCCGCAGACAUCCGGCCACAAGUCCAAGAUCGUUCUCGGUGUACAAGAUAAGAAAUUGGCGGGAGAGAUCAGCUCCACCUUCAAGGGUGUUGAGUGCGAGACCAGCGACACGAGCGAGGUGGUCGCCGACCUGCUGCGAGGGAUCCGUGUGCAUGCCGAGAAGCUCCUCAAGGGCCUGCAGGAUGGUGAUCUGGGCCGUGCGCAGCUGGGUAUGGGCCACGCCUACUCCCGCGCCAAGGUCAAGUUCUCCGUCCACAAGAACGACAACCACAUUAUCCAGGCCAUUGCGACGCUCGAUGCUCUUGACAAGGGUAUCAACCAGGGCUGCAUGCGUGUGCGUGAGUGGUACGGCUGGCACUUCCCCGAGCUGAUCAGGAUCGUGUCGGACAAUGCUACCUACGCGAAAAUGGUGCUGGCCAUUGGCAACAAGAAGACUCUGAACGAUGAAAAGCUGCACGACAUCGCGGCUGUGGUGGACGACGACGGCGAGAAGGCUGAGGAUAUCAUCCACGCAGCGAGGAUGUCGAUGGGCAUGGACAUCACCGACACGGAUCUGGUCAUGGUCAAGUCAUUUGCCGAGUCCGUAAGCAAGAUGGCAGACUACCGCAAGGCGCUGUCCAAGUCUCUGGACGACAAGAUGGGCGACGUCGCGCCCAACCUGCAGUGCAUUCUUGGCACGCCCGUGGCAGCCAGACUUAUCUCCCACGCCGGCUCCCUGACCAACCUCGCCAAAUACCCAGCCUCUACCCUCCAGAUCCUUGGUGCCGAGAAGGCUCUCUUCCGCGCCCUUAAGACCAAGGGUGCCACCCCCAAGUACGGUCUGAUUUACCAGUCGUCGUUUAUCGGACGCGCUGGUCCCAAGAUCAAGGGCCGCAUCUCGAGAUACCUUGCCAACAAGUGCAGCAUCGCUUCGCGCAUCGACAACUUUUCCGAGCACCCCUCCGCGCGCUUCGGCGAGGUCUUGCGGCAGCAGCUCGAGGACCGCCUCGAGUUCUACGCCACUGGAAAGAAGCCCAUCAAGAACGAGGAGGCCAUGAGCAACGCCAUGAAGGCGAUCCUGGGCGAUGGUGGCGAUGAUCUCGCCAUCGAUACGGAGAUGAUUGAUGUGCACCCUGGCAAGCAGGAGGACGGCAGCAGCAGCGCCAAGAAGAGCAAGAAGGACAAGAAGGACAAGAAGAGGAAAUCCGACGCCAUGGACAUCGACGAGCCCGCGCCAGCAGAAGACAAGGCCGAGAAGAAGAAGAAGAAGCACAAGGGUGACGACGACAAGAAGGAGAAGAAGAAGAAGAAGGACAAGAAGGUCGAGGCUUAGGACACCCCGAUCCGAAGGAAGCGGAUGGUUGAGAGACACAGACACUUGGCUAUGGCCAAGAAGGAGAAGGCCACCCAGGCCAAAGCGCGCAAGGCUUCCUCUUUGAAGAAGAAAACCAAAGCCUAAUGUGUGCGCUGCCUCAAUCUUCUUCUGCCUCUCUUCCUCCACGCCAUCCUUGCCCCUCUCUUUCUUCAUUUAUCGUCGCUUAUCUCACACCUCUUUUAUUUUCGUCGUCCGUCUCUGUUGGCUGGAGUUAAGAGGGUUGCGGGUGAAAAAACUUUGGCAUCGGCGUUCCUGGAUCUCUUUCUUUUUCUUUUUUUCUCAAUUCAAUUGAAUGCCUUUGCGGGGAGUGUCGUGAAGUUGGGGGAGGCAGGGGAUCGAAGUUUUUUGUGUACCAUCAUCAGUCUUCAUACCCAGGGCAGAUCAUUGAGAUCGUCAUGAUUACUGGAGGCCAGGUCGGUCUCUGGUCGUAUGAUAGAAGGCAAAAGCAAUGAAAAGGCGGCACUACCUUGAA
Molecule: messenger RNA, 2149 nt
Organism: Cryphonectria parasitica EP155
Lineage: Eukaryota; Fungi; Ascomycota; Sordariomycetes; Diaporthales; Cryphonectriaceae
Exons: 2
Coding region: 67-1635 (522 amino acids)
Cellular component (GO): box C/D methylation guide snoRNP complex; small-subunit processome
Molecular function (GO): snoRNA binding
Source: RefSeq, a predicted model, not a curated record